AUGCGCUUGAAGCUUAGCGAAGCUCUUCGCUGUAUGGAAGCCUUCAAUAGGUUGACGACAGGCCUAGACCGAGGCAAACAAGGAAAACAGAUAACAGGGCUUGCACGUCGCCUGAUGUACCUCGAAUGGGACGUCCGCAAGGGCCGACACCAACUCGGAAGCUUCAUAGGAGCGCAUUUGCGAAAAGAGGACGAAGCAAAGCGUAGAUCGCUGCUUACCUUCCCCGACUGUAACGAGACCGACACCUGCGCUGUGUGCCUCAAAGACGCACUUUAA
This is a messenger RNA of Cylicocyclus nassatus, 276 nucleotides long. The record is from the annotation of a GenBank genome assembly. Lineage: Eukaryota; Metazoa; Nematoda; Chromadorea; Rhabditida; Strongylidae.